This is a messenger RNA of Eruca vesicaria subsp. sativa (arugula), 255 nucleotides long. The record is from the annotation of a GenBank genome assembly. NCBI's taxonomy places the organism in Eukaryota, Viridiplantae, Streptophyta, Magnoliopsida, Brassicales, Brassicaceae.
AUGGUUCUUCAAAACGACAUCGAUCUGCUUAACCCACCAGCAGAGCUUGAGAAGAGGAAGCACAAGCUCAAGCGUCUUGUUCAAACUCCCAACUCAUUUUUCAUGGAUGUGAAAUGCCAAGGCUGCUUCAACAUCACUACUGUAUUCAGUCACUCGCAGACAGUUGUUGUAUGCGGAAACUGCCAGACAGUUCUUUGCCAGCCUACAGGAGGAAAAGCUAGGCUCACUGAAGGAUGCUCUUUCAGGAAGAAGUGA